AUGGGGGGUCGUGACAGCGCUAAUGCCAGAACACCUGUCGUAUUAAACAGCUGCUCUCACUGUGGCAACAGCACUGACACCAUGAGCUCGUCUUGCAAUUGGCACGACAACAGUUCGAUCGGGAACAUCAGUUACGAACCUGAAACAGGCAUCUUCUUUAUUUUUAAUUUACCUGAUGCAUUUAUUUAUGGCAAAAAAUCUAUCUAUCUAUCUAUCUAUCUAUCUAUCUAUCUAUCUAUCUGUCUGUCUAUCUAUCUAUCUCUCUCUCACUCUCUCUCUCUCUCUAUCUAUCUAUCUAUCUAUCUAUAUAUAUAUAUAUAUAUAUAUAUAUAUAUAUAUAUGAAGAAAUAUAGUCUUAAGAAGUGCGAAGAGAAAAAUACUCGUUGCCACUCCACUGCAUAUCAAAGCGCACUUACCCCACUCUACGGAUAUUCCCAAGGCAUUUUCUUUUUUUUUAAUUUACCUGAUGCAUUUAUUUAUGGCAAAAUCUAUAUGUAUAUAUCCAUCUAUUUUAUCUCCCACUCUGACUAUCUGACUAUCUAUCUAUCUAUCUAUCUAUCUAUAUUCUAUUCAUAUAUAUCUCAGUCUUUUCCUAUCUUACUUAACCGCGACUACGGAUAUUCCCAAAGCAUCACUAUUUUUUUAAAAUUUACUUUAUCUAUUUAUUCAUUUCAAUAUCUAUUUAAUAUCCAUCUAUUUAUUCACAUUUCUCUCUCUCUCUCUCUCUCUCUCUCUCUCUCUCUCUCUCUCUCUCUCUCUAUCUAUCUAUCUAUCUAUCUAUCCGAAUCAAUUCAUAUAUAUCUCAGUCCCUUUCUUAUUUACCAUCGACUACGGAUAUUUCCAAGGCAUCAUUUUCAAAAAUUUACUCGACGUAUUUAUUUAUGGCAAAACAUGUCUGUAUAUAUCCAUCUAUUUGUGCGUCUGGUUAUCUAUCUAUCUAUCUAUCUAUCUAUCUAUCUGUGCAUCCCUUUCUUAAAUUACUCUAUAAACAAUAAGUCGCACUGGUCAAUCGCUAUUCUUCAGUCCACCAAUUCUAAUCAUCUCUCAACAUCCCUCCCUCACUAUAGCUCCCUCUCUAUAGGUGAUACUGAGUCUUUCUUUCAUUCACCCGCUACCUAUAUCUCCAUCCAGAAUGUGGGUAGACAGGUUCCGGCCGUGAUGAUAUCGUUAAAGUAUUGCAGAUUUAGCUUUCUUUUGGUUGUGACCAACUGCUUCUCCGUUACCCUCACCUCCAGGACCGACUCGUUUGAUUCUGUGGUCCGUUCGUAA
Molecule: messenger RNA, 1269 nt
Organism: Acanthosepion pharaonis
Lineage: Eukaryota; Metazoa; Mollusca; Cephalopoda; Sepiida; Sepiidae
Source: the annotation of a GenBank genome assembly